AUGCAGCCCAAUCUCCCUCCUGAGCUCCUGGACUACAUCUUCACAUUCAUGAGGGAUGAUCACCCUUCACUCCGAAACUGCGCAUUGGUCAACCACAAAUUCUCCAAGCUGGUAGAACGGCACCUCUACUAUCACAUAACACUUAACAAUAGUGAAAAUUACGUUGGCCUUGGCGAGUUGUCUCCAGCCCAAAUCUCCCAGAUGUUUACGGAAAAAGUGCACCUGGUCUCGCAUGUCAAGUCUCUGCGGAUCGUCAUGGCCUCGUUAGGUAUACUUCGCUGGUUUACAUUGCGCUCAAUGGAGGACGAGGAUAUGGGGAAAGCGAUGCUAGUUCUAUCCCAGUUAACCAAAUUGUCGUUGUCUGGCCGCCAGCAUGGCAUUAUAUCCUGGAACCGAUUCCACCACCUCUUUCAGUCGUCCUUUGCAAGACUGCUACUGCUGCCAUCUAUGACUUCGGUUUCAAUACACGGAAUUGAAGAUUUCCCACUUCCACUGCUCAGUCAAUGUAAAAACCUCAAAUCUCUAUCCCUGCGUGUAGUGGAUGACCCAACCUUGCCUCUCCCAACAAUUCCUACCUCCGAAGCAGACAUUCCUAGGCUUGAGUAUCUGGAGAUUCUCGAGUGCACAUACGCCCUGCCAUUAAUACUGAUAUGGCUUCGGUCGCAAGGGUCACCCAAGCUGUGUGACCUGAGGGUGCUACGCAUUAUGAUCCAACGCCUCGGAGAUAUCUCCUACAUUCAAGAUUUUCUGUCCGCAGAUUGUGCCCAAUCUCUGAAGUGCUUGUAUGUAGGUGCCAACGAUAUAGCGCGCACAACAUACAAUGCCAUCGGUGAAAUCAUAUACCCACCUGACUCUGCCCCUCAUCGAAUUCUUGAUCUUUCCUGCCUGCCCAAUCUCCGCUCCCUAACACUUGAAGCAAGCGUCAAAUCUACAGCCACGUACUGGAUAAGCAGCAAUGGGGAAGAAGACACGGAGACUUACAACUUACAAACACCCAUACCGUGGAUUGUGGAGCACCUCCGCACGCUGUUCUCCGGAUCUUCUCAUCAUGCGCAGAGCCUGGAGCGCAUCAUCCUCGAGCUUUCAUUCGAGGUCGACAAACACGCGCUGACGAGGCUGGAUUGGGGCCCCUUGGCGAGCGUGCUAAAGGCGUCGCAAAUGUGGUCGCUACGCACAGUGCAGAUCCAGGUUGUUGGAUGCGAGCCCACGGGCGUGACGUUGGAGACGUUGGAAUUUGGAUUGCGCCAGGACAAAUAUCUUUCAGAGAUGGUCAAAAGUGGGCUUUUGGCGAUCGAUACGACGCACUGUCCUAAAGAGGCGGCACCAGUCAAGGCGUGGUGGGGAGUUUGA
Psilocybe cubensis is the source of this 1350-nucleotide messenger RNA. RefSeq lists its product as uncharacterized. Gene Ontology annotation, molecular function: protein binding. Bases 1 to 1350 code for a protein of 449 amino acids. Lineage: Eukaryota; Fungi; Basidiomycota; Agaricomycetes; Agaricales; Agrocybaceae. The record is from RefSeq and is a predicted model, not a curated record. The transcript has 2 exons.